AUGUCCGUCGUCUCUCUCCUUGGGGUUAAACUCCUCAACAACCCGGCUACGUUCCUUGCGCCGUAUCAAUUUGAGAUCACUUUCGAGUGCCUGGAGCAGCUCCAAAAAGAUCUGGAAUGGAAACUCACCUAUGUCGGUUCGGCAACUUCUUCUGAAUACGAUCAAGAAUUGGAUUCCGUGCUCGUCGGACCCAUCCCCGUCGGUGUCAACAAGUUCAUCUUCGAGGUUAACCCUCCGGACCUCAAACGGAUCCCCGAUUCCGACAUCCUUGGAGUUACUGUGAUCCUCCUCACCUGCAGCUACGAUGGCAGAGAGUUCGUCCGUGUGGGAUACUACGUGAACAAUGAAUAUGAUAGCGAGGAGCUUCGGGCGGAACCCCCUGCGAAGCCAAUCAUCGAACGGAUCGCCCGAAACAUCCUCGCUGAGAAGCCCCGUGUGACCAGAUUCGCAAUUAAGUGGGAUUCCGAAGAGUCUGCUCCGGCGGAAUACCCGCCCGACCAACCCGAGGCCGACAAUUUGGAUGAUGACAGCAAUGCCUACGGUGCUGAAGAGACCGAACUCGAAGCCGCUCUGUUUAAAGAACUCAAAGACACCGAGUCGCAAGGGCCCAAGGGCGAGGACCAUGAAAUGGAAGGCGCUGAACCUGCCGCUGGCGAGGAGGAAGAAAUUUCUGACGGUGAGAGUGAGGAUAUCGAGGAUGAAAGUGACGAUGACGACGAGGAAGAUGAGGAGGAGGGCGCUGAUGGUGAAGAGGAUAUCGAGAUGGGCGAUGACUCGGAACAACACAAAGCGGCACCUGGACCUCAGCAGCAAGCCGACGUUAUGGUCCACUAA
Molecule: messenger RNA, 834 nt
Organism: Aspergillus glaucus CBS 516.65
Lineage: Eukaryota; Fungi; Ascomycota; Eurotiomycetes; Eurotiales; Aspergillaceae
Gene: asf1
Product: nucleosome assembly factor ASF1
Exons: 4
Coding region: 1-834 (277 amino acids)
Biological process (GO): DNA replication-dependent chromatin assembly; nucleosome disassembly; nucleosome assembly
Cellular component (GO): nucleus
Molecular function (GO): histone binding
Source: RefSeq, a predicted model, not a curated record